This is a messenger RNA of Phoenix dactylifera (date palm), 1365 nucleotides long. RefSeq names its product glycerophosphodiester phosphodiesterase GDPD1, chloroplastic-like. Gene Ontology annotation, molecular function: phosphoric diester hydrolase activity. Gene Ontology annotation, biological process: glycerophospholipid catabolic process. NCBI's taxonomy places the organism in Eukaryota, Viridiplantae, Streptophyta, Magnoliopsida, Arecales, Arecaceae. The record is from RefSeq and is a predicted model, not a curated record.
UCCCCCGGCGAGAGACCUCCAAGAGCUCCCCCCAAAACUCUAACCCUAACCGUAAUUCUCCCCUCAUUGUCCCCGAUUUUGUUGAUAUAGUCUGCCAUGGCUCUCAAGGCCGUCCAUGUCUCCGACGUCCCCAAUCUUGACCAGGUCCCUGAGAGCCCCUCUGUCGCCCUCUCCUCCGCCCGCCUCCCGAAAGGGGCGGAGGUGGUGCGACCGCCGUGGAAGGCGGCAGCGUUCACCGUGGUGGGCCACCGGGGGAGCGGCAUGAACGCGCUUGAGUCGCCGGACCGGCGGAUGACGGCGGUCAAGGAGAACUCCCUCCUCUCCUUCAACCGCGCCGCCCGCUUCCCCAUCGACUUGGUCGAGUUCGACGUCCAGGUGACCAGAGAUGGCUGCCCGAUCAUCUUUCAUGAUAACACGAUCCUUACAGAAGAAGAUGGAAAUAUGUCUGAGAAACGAGUCACAGAUCUCUUCUUGGAGGAAUUCCUGUCCUAUGGGCCUCAAAGAGAGAAUGGGAAGGUGGGGAAAUCAUUGUUUAGAAAGGCGAAAGAUGGGAGAGUUUUGAGUUGGAUUGUGGAGGAUGAUGAUUCUUUUUGCACACUGCAAGAGGCAUUUCAGAGGGUUAAUUCCAAUCUUGGUUUCAACAUUGAGCUAAAAUUUGAUGACUACAUUGUUUACCGAGAAGAAGAGCUUGCUCAUGCUCUUCAAGCCAUCUUACAGGUUGUUUUCGAUUAUGCCAAUGAUCGGCCCAUCAUCUUCUCAACCUUCCAGCCUGACGCGGCACAGCUAAUUAGGAAACUGCAGAGUAUUUAUCCUGUGUAUUUCCUCACUGACGCAGGGACUGAAAUCUUUGAAGAUGUGAGAAGAAACUCAUUGGAUGAGGCCAUCAAAUUAUGCUUGGCAUGUGGCUUGCAAGGCAUUGUUUCAGAAGUCAGAGGAGUCUUCAGAAAUCCAUCGACAAUAGCCAGAAUCAAAGAAUCCAAUCUUUCCCUUCUGACAUAUGGCCAGCUCAACAAUGUUCCUGAAGCUGUUUACAUGCAGCAUCUGAUGGGAAUCAACGGUGUAAUUGUUGACCUGGUUAAAGAGAUCACAGAGGCUGUUUCAGAUUUCACCAGAUCAGCCACCGAGGGAAGAGAGGAGCAGAUUAAGGAGGGCACAAGGCCUAAAUUUUCACAGCGAGAGCUCUCAUUCUUGCUCAAGCUCAUACCUGAACUGAUACAGUAUUAGUCCAGAUUUGUUGUAUACUAGGUGGAGUUAUGCUCUUCAUCAGAGAUGGGAGUAGUUUCUCAUUGAAGAUGACUCAGCAACAUGUUAGUGCAAACAAAAUUCGAAUGAAUGGAUUAGAGUUUUCUUAUUUGGCUUUGUAAA